AUGAAUAUUCAUAGGUGUCGUUUCGUGGAUUAUACCCCACAUACCAUUACUGCCACUGCAUUUUCCCAUACAUCAUCUUUGAGCAAGCCACCAUCGACUGAUUUACGACUUGCAGUAGGUCGUAGUAACGGAGAUAUAGAAAUAUGGAAUCCUAGAUAUAAUUGGACUCACGAGCUUACAUUACCUGGGUCCAAAGACAGAUCGAUCGAAGGAUUAUGUUGGGCUAUGGAAUCGGAAGAUAACUCCGAAUCCUUAAGAUUGUUUUCCAUUGGUGGAUCUACAUAUAUAACCGAGUGGGACCUCGCUACCGGAAAGCCAUUAACCAAUUACGACUGUAAUGCCGGGAUAAUAUGGUCUAUUGAUAUCAGUGCUGAUAACGAAAAGCUAGCAGUUGGAUGUGACGAUGGAUCAGUUGUCAUUGUCGAUAUUUCCGGUGGAAAGGGUUCUUUGGAAUAUGACCUUAUUUGUCAAAGACAAGAUGCUCGUGUUUUGAGUAUUAAGUGGGUGGAUAAUAGUACUAUAAUAGGUGGGUGUGCUGAUGGGAGAAUAAGAUCCUGGAGCGCACUGCAAGAAACUAAAGGACGAAUCAUGGCUACUAUGAGAGUUGAUAAAUCUAAAACUGAAAGUACCUUGGUAUGGAGUCUUACCAUCUUACCUAAUAAACGACAAUUUGCCAGUGGUGAUUCUACUGGAUCUGUUAAGAUCUGGGACUUGGACCAUUAUUCAUUAUUACAAAGUUUUAAAGUGCACGAAGCCGAUGUAUUGUCCUUGGUUCACGAUGUCAAUCAAGAAAAGUUAUUCUCAGCUGGUGUUGAUAGAAAAAUCCAUCAGUUUGACUUGACAAGCACAAAAUCAACCUCGAAGUGGGUUCACAGUUUUAAUAGAUUAUUGCAUUCUAAUGAUAUAAGAUCAAUGUCGAUCUUUGAAAACAAGGGAUAUAGUUUCUUGAUCAGUGGUGGGGUUGAACGAGCAAUCGUAAUCCAAGAUGUUCAACUGUUCCAUGAUGGGAAAUAUAAAAAGUUGUUGAUUAACCAACAAAAAUCCAAUGUUAUUGUUAAUGAGAACAAAAGACUUAUUUUCAUGUGGCAAGAUCAAACAGUUAAGAUUUGGAGGGCAAGUAGCGAAGAUAGUGAAAAGCCUAAAUUGGUUUGUAAAUUGUCUUUAUCCGAUGAUGAAAACAUUACCAGCAUUGACUUUAAUGAAGGAUCCAACUUGUUAGCUGUUUCUAAAAUGACUUCAGUUACGAUAUUCCAAUUAGAAGAAUCUAAAUCCAAGUUAAAAGUUCAUAAAAUUAGAGACGAAAACUUUGUUUCAUUAGUUGAAGGGGCCAAAUUAGUAAAGUUCAUUUCUGCUACAAAGUUCUUGGUUUUAACUUCCGAUGAAGAAUUGUACAAGUUUGAAAUUAACGUUGAAGAAGAAAAGAUAGAGUUGGAAGAUGAAAUAGAAUUAAUUGCAAAUAAGCAAGGAAAGCUACCAUAUGCAGCCUGUAUCAAGAAUUUAAUUGUUACUCCAAAUGGUGACAAUUUAAUUAUUUCUAGAUUCAAUGGGUCCAUUGAAAUAUAUCCAUUGGGUGAAGGAGAAGCUUAUGUUUUAACCAAAUUGUCAAAUAACCCUCAUUUAAUUGCUUGUUCUGAUAAUGAUAAAUUGCUUGUUCUUUCUGAAGAUAAUAAAAUUCUCGAAUUCUUUAUUAAGCAAGAUAGCACCAGUUUAUUGACUCCAUGGUCAAGAAGAAAUAGUGAGUUUUUACCACAACAAUUCACCACUUUGGAAGACAAAGCUCAAGGCAUGUUUGUCAAGGAUGAAAAAGUUUGGAUUUUUGGAUCCACUUGGGUUGCUUAUUUCGAUUUAACUAUGAACAUUCCAAUAGGUAAAGCCUACAAGAACGCCAACAAUUCCAAGAAAAGAACAAGAACCGGGUUAUCAAUUAAUGAAGACGAAUUUGAAAAUGAUAUGGAAGAAUCAGUAGAUAUUUUAGAAACAUCAUUAAAACAAAGUGAAAUUGACCGUCUAAGACAGCAAAUACAAGAUGACGAACAACAACCAAAUGGAUCGGCUACAUCUAAUAGAAAACCAUUUUUCGUUACUGAAAAAUAUAGACCAAUAAUGAAGGUUGCUGAUUGUGGAACAAACGAAAUCAUGGUUAUCGAACGUCCAUAUUUUGCAUUACCAAGUACUCCUGCUUUCAACCUACCAAAAUUGAAAAUCUAG
Molecule: messenger RNA, 2208 nt
Organism: Spathaspora passalidarum NRRL Y-27907
Lineage: Eukaryota; Fungi; Ascomycota; Pichiomycetes; Serinales; Debaryomycetaceae
Gene: UTP4
Product: Utp4p
Exons: 1
Coding region: 1-2208 (735 amino acids)
Biological process (GO): maturation of SSU-rRNA from tricistronic rRNA transcript (SSU-rRNA, 5.8S rRNA, LSU-rRNA)
Cellular component (GO): small-subunit processome; t-UTP complex; 90S preribosome
Molecular function (GO): RNA binding; protein binding
Source: RefSeq, a predicted model, not a curated record